Messenger RNA from Merops nubicus (carmine bee-eater), 1613 nucleotides. It is a transcript of the gene MFAP3L, whose product is annotated as microfibrillar-associated protein 3-like. The record is from RefSeq and is a predicted model, not a curated record. The transcript is spliced from 2 exons. Lineage: Eukaryota; Metazoa; Chordata; Aves; Coraciiformes; Meropidae. The coding region runs from base 1 to 1146 and encodes 381 amino acids.
AUGAACGUACUGAAGAACCACCACUUUUUGUGCUUUCUGCCCACCACGCGCCUUGUCAUCCUGCUGGCAGCUCUGGCAGUGGCUGAGGAUGUGACUAACAGCACUUCCAACCGCACUGACACGACCCUGGGCUCUGUGCCUGUGGUGAUCUCCCACACUGACCACAUUAUAGUCAAGGAGGGGAGUAGUGCCUUGAUCGACUGCAGUGUCCAGGGUAGUCCUGGUCCACAUUACAGGUGGUACAAUUCCAAUGGCCGCCUGCUCCAAGAGGAGGAGAAUAAAGGAAAAUGGUGGUUUCUUGACAACGGGCUACUGAACAUUACCAGCGUGUCCUUUGAAGACAGAGGUAAAUACACGUGUGUUGCAUCGAAUACGUACGGCAGUGUUAACAAUACUGUGACACUGAGGGUGGUUUUUACCUCCGGAGACAUGGGAAUCUAUUACAUGAUUGUCUGUCUUGUAGCUUUUACCAUUGUUAUGAUACUGAACAUUACUCGGUUAUGUAUGAUGAGCAGUCAUCUGAAGAAAACUGAGAAAGCAAUCAAUGAAUUCUUCAGAACAGAAGGAGCAGAGAAACUCCAGAAAGCCUUUGAGAUUGCAAAGCGUAUCCCAAUUAUCACUUCAGCCAAAACACUGGAGCUAGCCAAAGUAACCCAGUUUAAGACCAUGGAGUUUGCUCGCUAUAUUGAAGAGCUUGCUCGGAGCGUACCUUUGCCCCCUCUCAUCAUGAACUGCAGGACUAUAAUGGAAGAAAUUAUGGAGGUGGUCGGUCUGGAGGAGCAAGGGCAGAAUUUCGUGCGGCAGGCGGCAGAAGGCCAGGAGGCCGCCAAGGCAGAGGAGCUGUACGUGGUCCCCGAUGCGCUGAAGCGCAGGGACUCUCCCACGGCCGACUCGGACGCGUCCUCCCUGCACGAGCCACCUCAACAGAUUGCAAUAAAAGUGUCAGUUCAUCCGUUGUCCAAAAAGGACUGCGUGGACGGUCAGGGGCAAGAAAGCAUGCAGCUGGACACCAAGGAAGAAGACACUCCUCAAACACCAGCACUGCCUGCAGAGUCCCCUCCUGAGCCUUCUGCCGAACUCAGUUCUGGUGACGCAGCGUUAGCAAACGACAAAAAUACAUGUGUUCUGUAUGAAAGCCAUGUAUGAUAGUUACUCCUGAAUCUAUGCAUAGCAAGAAAAUCAGGUGGAGCUCUUUUACAAAUACAUAUUUUACUUGCCGCUAAGCCUUACCAGGAGACUAUCAUAGCAAAAGCAUGUAUGUGAAUAUUUUGGCACUUUCUUCUCAGUUUGACUUUAGUUUAUAAUGAUCUAUGGCAGAGUAAUUGCUAUUACAUUAAUAUUAAUGGCUUUUUGAUUAGGAGUAUUUCAAAGAAACAUUUGAAUACCUCAGCAUUUUCUAGGUAGAAGUCACAUGUAGUGGCCUCCUGGAAUUCAUUGGUAGUCUUUGAUGUAGGACCCUUGAACUUACUAAACAUAAAAAGUGGUUUUAAUUUUCCUCCUUCGCUCUUGUUUUUUCCAUCUAUUGCGUUUUUACAAAUAUUAUCUUCUGGAUUUGAAAUAUUGCCCAAGAGGCAGCACUGAAGUAGCCAAAUAAAAUCCUAAUAGAUCCCAUU